AUGGAACCUUGGCAACUUGUGCACAGUGAUGGCGAGGUCGAUGAUAUUGAUGAUGAUUCAAGUAUUUCCUCUGAUUGGUCCAUCAUGAAUAUGAAAGACGAUGUGGAGUUCGAUGAAGCGCUAGAGGACAAGCGCUCGCUGUCUCGCCUUUCAACACCUUCUACACCUCGCCAGGAGCCUAGGCAGCCGGAUCCAGCUUCUCGUCAGCAGAGGUCACGAAGGCACCGUAGACACCUCCAGCAGCGCGCUCCUGUGCCUGCCCGUCCCGUCUCGACGGUCACCAUCUUGCGACCUCCGCCGCCCCUCACCACGCCGGCGGAGCUCUCAGCGCGUGUAGCACUGCUUGCUUUGGCGUCCGCACAGCGCCACCCCCACACCAGCGAUCGGCCGCCGAGCCUCAAGUACGCCAACAACCGGCCCUGCGCCGAUCGCAAGCACACCAAGUGUAUUUUCAACGGCGCCAUGGUCGGCCUGCCCCACCAGCGCCCCCAGGUCUUCCGUGGUUCUGGUGGCCAGGUGUCGAGAGGCAACAAGCUGCGCGCCUAA
Mesocestoides corti is the source of this 546-nucleotide messenger RNA. Lineage: Eukaryota; Metazoa; Platyhelminthes; Cestoda; Cyclophyllidea; Mesocestoididae. The record is from the annotation of a GenBank genome assembly.